Molecule: messenger RNA, 3320 nt
Organism: Anolis sagrei ordinatus
Lineage: Eukaryota; Metazoa; Chordata; Lepidosauria; Squamata; Anolidae
Gene: LIG4
Product: DNA ligase 4
Biological process (GO): immunoglobulin V(D)J recombination; nucleotide-excision repair, DNA gap filling; DNA biosynthetic process
Cellular component (GO): DNA ligase IV complex; DNA-dependent protein kinase-DNA ligase 4 complex
Molecular function (GO): DNA ligase (ATP) activity; ATP binding; DNA binding
Source: RefSeq, a predicted model, not a curated record
CCUAAGAAGGCGUGGCGUCGCGAGGCUGAGGGACUGCGCCUGCGUGCGGAGGACAAAACAGGAAGGAAGGAGGGGGUCGCCGUCUCUCCGCGCGCGACCGUGAAGAAGAGAAUCAAUAUGUCUUCUAUCCCUGCUUCACAUUCUCCUUCCAAGCUAACUGUGGCAUCACAAGUUCCUUUUGGAGAUCUUUGUUCAACCUUAGAACGAAUGCAAAAAGAGAAAUCUCGACCAGAGAAAACAAAAUAUUUCAAAGAAUUUUUAGACUCCUGGAGGAAAUUUCAUGAUGCUCUUCAUAAAAAUGAGAAGGAUGUCACAGAUUCUUUUUAUCCUGCAAUGAGACUGAUUCUUCCCCAGUUGGAAAGAGAGAGGAUGGCUUAUGGAAUUAAAGAAACGAUGCUUGCUAAGCUCUAUAUUGAACUGCUGAACUUACCCAAAGAUGGGAAAGAUGCUUUAAAACUUCUUAAUUACCGAACACCUACUGGUUCACGGGGGGAUGCUGGAGACUUUGCUAUGAUUGCCUAUUUUGUGCUGAAGCCAAGAUGUCCCAAGCAAGGUCAGCUGACCAUACAACAGGUAAAUGAUAUUUUAGAUUCUGUGUCUACCAAUAAUGCUGCUAGAAGAAAAGAUCUGGUGAAAAAAUAUCUUCUGCAGUUAAUAACUCAUAGCACAGCACUUGAACAGAAAUGGUUGAUCAGAAUGAUCAUAAAGGAUUUGAAACUUGGGAUUAGCCAGCAAACUAUAUUUUCUAUAUUCCAUCCUGAUGCUACUGAAUUGCACAGUGUUACCACUGAUUUGGAGAAGGUUUGUAGACUGUUGCACGACCCUACUGUCUUCCUUAGUGAUGUUUCUAUUACAUUAUUUUCUGCCUUUAAGCCAAUGCUUGCUGCUAUUGCUAACAUACAGCAGAUUGAAAAACAAAUGAACAACCAGAGUUUCUACAUCGAAACCAAAUUAGAUGGUGAACGGAUGCAGAUGCACAAAGAUGGAGAUGUUUACAAAUACUUUUCCCGAAACGGGUUUGAUUACACUCAGCAAUUUGGUGCGUCUCCCCUUGAAGGCUCAUUGACCCCGUUCAUCCAUAAUGUUUUUGAAAACAAUGUUCAGAACUGCAUUUUAGAUGGUGAAAUGAUGGCCUACAGUCCCACGACGCAGACCUUCAUGCAAAAGGGAAACAAAUUUGAUAUCAAAAGGAUGGUUGAUGAUUCUGAAUUGCAGACAUGCUUCUGCGUCUUUGAUGUUCUCAUGAUUAAUGAUCAAAAGUUGGGCCAUGAGACGCUGAGCAAGAGAUAUGAAGUACUAAAUAAAAUCUUUACACCAAUACCAGGUCGAAUACAGGUGGUAUCAAAAACCCAAGCAAACACUCGUAAAGAAGUAGUAGAUGCUCUAAAUGAGGCAAUAGAUAACAGGGAAGAAGGCAUUGUAGUGAAGGACCCAAUGUCAGUUUACAAGCCAGAUAAACGUGGAGAAGGAUGGCUGAAGAUCAAACCAGAGUAUGUUAACGGAUUGAUGGAUGAACUUGACCUCUUAGUUGUUGGAGGCUACUGGGGAAAAGGUCUUCGUGGUGGCAUGAUGUCCCAUUUUUUAUGCGCUGUUGCCGAAACUCCACCACCUGGUGAAAAACCAUCUGUAUUUCAUUCCAUUUGCCGUGUUGGUUCAGGUUACACCAUGAAAGAGCUGUAUGAUCUUGGCUUGAAAUUAGCUAAACACUGGAAGCCAUAUCGUAAAAAGGAUCCUCCCUGUAGUAUCCUGUGUGGAACUGAGAAACCUGAAGUCUAUAUUGAGCCUUGUAAUUCAGUCAUUGUUCAGAUUAAAGCAGCGGAGAUUGUCAAUAGUGAUAUGUACAAAACAGAGUGCACUUUACGGUUCCCUCGCAUUGAGAAAAUAAGAGAAGAUAAAGAAUGGCAUGAAUGUAUGACACUUGACCUUCUCGAACAACUCAGAGGCAAAGCUUCUGGGAAGCUAGCAACUAAGCACCUUGAUAUUAGCGAUAAUGAGCCACAAGAAAAGAAACGCAAGACUGUGCCAAAGGUUAAAAAGAAACUUGGCCUAAUGGACCACUUCAAAGCCCCUGAUCUUUCCAGCGUAAGUAAAGUUUCCAGUAUGUUUCAUGAGGUUGAGUUCUGCGUUAUGAGUGGGACAGAAAGCUAUACAAAAUAUGAACUAGAAAGCAAAAUAGCAGAAUUUGGUGGCAGCAUAGUACAAAAUCCAGGGCCGGACACUUACUGUGUUGUCGCAGGAACGGAGAAUGUUAGAGUGAAAAAUAUUAUUUCUUCUGAUAAGCAUGAUGUCGUGAGAGCGGAAUGGGUUGUACAGUGUUUUCAGACCAAACAAUUUGUGCCUUGGCAGCCUGCUUUCAUGAUUCACAUGUCUCCAGAAACCAAACAACACUUUGCCCGUGAGUAUGAUUCCUAUGGUGAUAGUUACACCGCUGAUGUCAGUGUGGCCCAGUUAAAGGAGAUCUUCUCAAGAAUGAAUGACUUGGAGGAAAAGAUCUCAUGGGAGGUGAUUGCUGACAUAGAAGCACGUUAUUUAUGGGACAGCUCUGGGUUGUGUUUGUUCAGGCAGUGCACCGUUUACCUGGAUCCUUCUGAUGAAGCGAGCAAUUCAGGUGCCACGAUCAGUCAAACCAGACUGUUAACUAAGGCACUGACCCUUCGCUUUCAUGGAGCAAGAGUUGUCCCACAGCUUGAGGAGGGAGUGUCCCAUGUCAUCAGUACAGAUGGUGCUGAUUUGACGAGACUAAAGACAAUCAGAAGAACAUUUGAAAGAAAAUUUAAAAUAGUCUCUGAGCAAUGGGUAAAAGAUUCUAUAAAGGCUGGGAAGCUGCAAAAUGAUAAUAGUUACUUAAUUUGAAUGAUGUUAAUUAAAAAAGAUAAUUGCUUACCUUUUUAUAUAUCUAUUUGAAAUAAAUUUGCCACACCCUCAUUCAUUUUUCUGUGCCCUUUUGCAGUUUAAAGAUAAUGUUGGAAAUGGCACAGACACACCCUUGAAAAAUACAUAGGACGUGUUUUUUAAACUUUCUGCUUCGUGUAGCUAUAUUUUAUGGGAAAUCCAAAUGUUUUUACUCAGAACCCACUCUACAAAUGAGUUAAUGUAUAAUAUACUAACCAAAGAGAAUAGAUUCCCACUAAAACCAAAGCCAGUGUUAUGUUUAUGAAUGAGGCUAUGGAUCAUUUUUAAAAAUCAUAUCUACUGAAAUACAUGGUCCCAUUCAUUUUUAAAUUUUUCUUGUGAUGGUAUAACCUUUGAAUAAAGAAAUUGUCCAUAUAAGAAAUAUAAUAAUAAUAAUAAUAAUAAUAAUAAUAAUAAUAAUAAUAAUA